Messenger RNA from Lentinula edodes (shiitake mushroom), 252 nucleotides. RefSeq lists its product as uncharacterized. The record is from RefSeq and is a predicted model, not a curated record. NCBI's taxonomy places the organism in Eukaryota, Fungi, Basidiomycota, Agaricomycetes, Agaricales, Omphalotaceae. The transcript has 2 exons. The coding region runs from base 1 to 252 and encodes 83 amino acids.
AUGUCGUCCAUUGAGCUCAUCAACCCUCAAGCAGAAAGCGUUGGACGGGCUCCUGCUCUUCAGGUCAAUACCAAUACCAAUAGAGCGAUGGCCUUGCCAAUGUCGUCAUCCUACCGCUGCCAGGCCUGUAUUCCCAACUUUCGCAUUGAACAUCGGAUUCUACUAGCUAUUCACAUCGAAUCCGCUCUGGACGGACGUUCAGUAGGAAAUCCGUUGCGCUAUCAACCUCAACCCUCUUCCUUCUCUCAGUGA